This is a messenger RNA of Cryptococcus amylolentus CBS 6039, 1176 nucleotides long. RefSeq names its product GDP-mannose transporter 1. Gene Ontology annotation, molecular function: antiporter activity; GDP-mannose transmembrane transporter activity. NCBI's taxonomy places the organism in Eukaryota, Fungi, Basidiomycota, Tremellomycetes, Tremellales, Cryptococcaceae. The coding region runs from base 1 to 1176 and encodes 391 amino acids. The transcript has 8 exons. Gene Ontology annotation, cellular component: Golgi apparatus. The record is from RefSeq and is a predicted model, not a curated record.
AUGUCGAAGCCGUUCGUCCCCACCCCAGCCAUAUCCCGCCCGGGAACGCCCAACAGCAGCGGGUACAAGCAGGAUGACACCCUGCUGAGAGACUUGGGAGAGCGCGGAGAGAGAGAUAGACUGGAGAGGGAGGAUAAGGAGAAGAAGGAUGCCAGGCAAGAGCAGGUUCUCCCCAUCCUCGCCUAUUGUGCUGCUAGUAUCAUGAUGACUGUCGUCAACAAAUACGUCGUUUCUGGCGCCAACUUCACCAUGACUUUCUUGCUGCUGGCUAUCCAGUCUUCGGUCUGUGUUCUGGCUGUCUCUACUGUCAAGCGCUUGGGCUUCAUCACCUACCGAGACUUUGACAUGAAGGAUGCCAAAGCCUGGUGGCCUAUUUCUACUCUUCUUGUGGCUGUCAUCUACACUGGAUCCAAGGCUCUGCAAUUCUUGUCGAUCCCUGUCUACACCAUCUUUAAGAACUUGACCAUCAUCCUUAUUGCUUACGGAGAAGUCUUCCUGUUUGCCGGUAACGUCACCGGUCUUACCCUUUGCUCCUUUGCCCUCAUGGUCGGCUCUUCCAUCAUUGCUGCCUGGUCAGACAUCUCUUCUGCCUUCAGCAAGGCGCCCGAGCUUGACCCCAUUGCUGGUAUCGACAUCGCUGCUGGCCAUGUCUCUACCAUAGGUGGCCUCAACCCGGGUUACGUCUGGAUGGCCCUGAACUGCUUUGUCUCUGCCGCCUACGUCUUGUUCAUGCGCAAGCGUAUCAAGGUCACCGGCUUCAAGGACUGGGACUCCAUGUACUAUAACAACCUUCUCUCCAUUCCCAUCCUCGUCGUCUUCUCCCUCGUCAUCGAGGACUGGGGAUCCGAGUCUCUCGCCCUCAACUUCCCCGCUUCCAACCGAGUCAUCCUCCUCUCUGCCAUGGCCUUCUCCGGUGCUGCCGCCGUCUUCAUCUCCUACUCUACCGCCUGGUGUGUCCGAGUCACCGGUUCUACUACCUACUCUAUGGUCGGCGCUUUGAACAAGCUCCCCGUGGCUGCGAGUGGUAUCUUGUUCUUUGUCGAUCCCGCUUCCUUUGGCAACGUUUCUGCCAUUGGUGUUGGUGGUUUGGCGGGUAUCGUCUACGCUGUGGCCAAGACGAACCAGGCCAAGGUUGAGAAGGCGAAGCAGGCGAGGGCUUCUGGUGGUAGACCAUAA